This is a messenger RNA of Phacochoerus africanus (Common warthog), 2121 nucleotides long. It is a transcript of the gene CAPN11, whose product is annotated as calpain 11. Gene Ontology annotation, cellular component: cytoplasm. The record is from RefSeq and is a predicted model, not a curated record. NCBI's taxonomy places the organism in Eukaryota, Metazoa, Chordata, Mammalia, Artiodactyla, Suidae. Gene Ontology annotation, molecular function: calcium ion binding; calcium-dependent cysteine-type endopeptidase activity. Bases 19 to 2121 code for a protein of 700 amino acids. The transcript has 21 exons. Gene Ontology annotation, biological process: proteolysis.
AGUAUCACUAACAAGGGGAUGGCGGCUCACAUAACCCAGAGCCGACUAAGGGCCAAGGGUGUGGGCCAACAGCACAACGCAGAGAACUACAACAACCAGAGCUUUGAGGAGCUGCGAGCAAUCUGCCUACGGAAGGGGCUGCUGUUUGAAGAUCCCUUAUUCCCUGCCGAGCCCAGUUCGCUAGGCUUCAGGGAACUGGGCCCCAACUCCAAAAAUGUGCAGAACAUCAGCUGGCAGCGACCCAGUCAAAUCACCAGCAAUCCUCAAUUCAUUGUGAAUGGGGUCAGCCCGACAGACAUCUGCCAGGGGGUGCUUGGGGACUGCUGGCUGCUGGCUGCCAUCGGCUCCCUCACCGUGUACCCCAAACUCUUCUACCGUGUGGUGCCCAAGGGCCAGAGCUUCAAGAAAAACUAUGCCGGCAUCUUCCACUUCCAGAUCUGGCAGUUUGGCCAGUGGAUGGAUGUGGUGGUGGAUGAUCGGCUGCCCACAAAGAAUGGCAAGCUGGUGUUUGUGCACUCAGCGGAGCGCACUGAGUUCUGGAGCGCCCUGCUGGAGAAGGCGUACGCCAAGCUGAACGGAUCCUAUGAAGCACUGUCAGGGGGGAACACAAUGGAAGGCUUUGAGGACUUCACGGGGGGCGUGACCCAGAGCUUCCAGCUCCAGACACCCCCUCAGAACCUGCUGAGGAUGCUUAGGAAGGGCAUAGAGCGAUCCUCCCUCAUGGGCUGCUCCAUUGAAGUCACCAGCAACAGCGACUUGGAGUCGCUGACACAGAGGAUGCUGGUAAAAGGACAUGCUUACUCGGUGACCGGCCUCCAGGAUAUCUGGUACCACGGCAAGACGGUAACGCUGAUUCGGGUCCGGAAUCCCUGGGGCCGGAUUGAGUGGAAUGGAGCCUGGAGUGACAAUGCCAAGGAGUGGGAAGAGGUGUCCCCAGACUUCCAGAGGCAGAUGCUGCACAGGAAGGAAGAUGGGGAGUUUUGGAUGUCCUACCAAGAUUUCCUGGACAACUUCACCCUCCUGGAAAUCUGUAACCUGAUGCCUGACACACUCUCUGACUACAAGAGCUAUUGGCACACCACCUUCUAUGAGGGCAGCUGGCGGAGGGGCAGCACUGCGGGGGGCUGCAGGAGCCACCUCGACACGUUCUGGACCAACCCCCAGUUUAAGCUCUCUCUCCCCGAGGAGGAUGACGAUGACCCAGAGGCCGAGGAAGCCAUCUGCACCUGCCUGGUGGCCCUGAUGCAGAAGAACUGGAGACGGGGGCGGCCGCACGGAGCCCAGCUGCAGACCAUCGGCUUUGUCAUCUACACGAUCCCGAAGGAGUUUCAGAACCUCCAGGAUAUCCACUUGAAAAGGGACUUCUUCGAGAAGUAUCAGGACCUGGGCUUCUCAGAGAUCUUCACCAAUUCUCGGGAGGUGAGCAAUCACCUCCGGUUGCCUCCAGGCGAAUAUAUCAUUAUCCCCUCCACCUUUGAGCCGCACAAGGAUGCCGACUUCCUGCUGCGGGUCUUCAGCGAGAAGCACAGCGAGUCCUGGGAACUGGAUGAAGCCAACUGCACUCAGCUUCUGCAAGAGGAGACCAUCUCGGAGAAUGAAAUAGACCAGGACUUUCUCCGUUUGUUUCAGAUAGUGGCCGGUGGAGAGGACAAGGAGAUUGGCGUGUACGAGCUGCAGAAGCUGCUCAAUAAGGUGGUAUCCAAAUUCAGACACCUCAAAACCAAAGGCUUCAGCCUGGACGUGUGCCGCUGUAUGAUCAACCUCUUGGAUAAAGACAGCUCUGGCAAACUGGGGCUUCAGGAGUUCCAGAUCCUGUGGAGAAAAAUCAAGAAAUGGACGGACAUCUUCCAAGAGUGUGACCAGGACCAUUCAGGCACCUUGAACUCCUAUGAGAUGCGCUUGGCAAUUGAGAGAGCAGGGAUCAAACUCAGUAACAAGGUGACACAGGUGCUGGUGGCCAGAUAUGCAAAUGACGACAUGAUCUUGGACUUUGACAGCUUCAUCAGCUGUUUCCUGAGGCUGAAGGCCAUGUUCACGUACUUUCUAACCAUGGACCCCAAUAAUACUGGCCAGAUUUGCUUGAACCUGAACCAGUGGCUGCAGAUAACCAUGUGGGGAUAG